This is a messenger RNA of Habropoda laboriosa, 2087 nucleotides long. RefSeq names its product protein Malvolio (gene Mvl). Gene Ontology annotation, biological process: metal ion transport; manganese ion homeostasis; response to manganese ion. The coding region runs from base 259 to 2022 and encodes 587 amino acids. The record is from RefSeq and is a predicted model, not a curated record. NCBI's taxonomy places the organism in Eukaryota, Metazoa, Arthropoda, Insecta, Hymenoptera, Apidae. Gene Ontology annotation, cellular component: apical plasma membrane. The transcript has 13 exons. Gene Ontology annotation, molecular function: manganese ion transmembrane transporter activity; iron ion transmembrane transporter activity; cadmium ion transmembrane transporter activity.
UAAAACUUUAGUAGUUUUUCCGCUUGUGAUAACGAGAAAUAUCUUGCAAGAGUUAUUAUGUUUAAUUAUUCUGCUGUCAUAAUUGCAUGGGGCAUCCCGUGACGUUAUAUACUCUUGUGCGUGCCAUUUGAGAAUUCUGUUCACGUAUUUUGAGUUACCGAUUAGUUUGGACGUCCCCGCCAGUGAUCACAUUCAACUAAUAUUAUACAGAGAGGGGGAAAAUCCGAGAAAGAUGGUUACGGAUCUUAUCUGUAUACCAUGCAGAAUAGUUACAGUACUGAGUCCAAUGAUUCAACAAUCACAACAGUGCCUUAUGAUCAUAAGCAGGGAAUACAGGAAAAUGCUAGAGCAACAGAAAGUACAUGUUUAGCACCCAAUAGUAAUCAGGCAUACUUUGCUGAUGAAAAAAUUCAUAUACCAGAUACAAUAAAUGAUACUUUUAGUUUUAGAAAACUAUGGGCAUUCACAGGACCUGGGUUUUUAAUGUCUAUAGCAUAUUUAGAUCCUGGAAAUAUAGAAUCUGAUUUAAAAUCUGGAGUAACUGCCAAAUAUAAAUUACUAUGGGUAUUAUUAAGUGCAACAGUUCUUGGUCUUAUUAUGCAAAGAUUAAGUGCAAGACUUGGUGUAGUAACAGGUUUGCAUUUAGCAGAAAUGUGUUACAGGCAAUAUAAAAGAAUACCUAGAAUGAUUUUGUGGAUAAUGAUAGAAGUGGCCAUAAUUGGAAGUGACAUGCAAGAAGUAAUAGGAACAGCUAUUGCUUUGUCUUUAUUAACAAACAAAGCGAUUCCCAUAUGGGCUGGUGUACUUAUAACAAUAAUUGACACAUUUACAUUUUUACUAUUGGACAAAUAUGGCUUAAGAAAAUUAGAAUUCUUCUUUGGGUUUCUUAUCACAGUAAUGGCUGUAACAUUUGGUUAUGAGUAUGUUGUUUCAUCUCCCCCACAAGAUGAAGUGAUAAGUGGAAUGUUUAUACCUCGGUUUAGAGAUUAUGAUAGGAAUAUGUUAUUACAAGCUGUAGGAAUUGUUGGUGCAGUCAUAAUGCCACAUAACUUAUAUCUUCACAGUGCUCUUGUUAAAUCAAGAGAUAUUGACCGCAGAGACUCCCGAAAAGUAAGAGAGGCAAAUAUGUAUUACUUCAUUGAAGCUUGUGUAGCACUUUUGGUAUCUUUUAUAAUUAACGUAUUCGUUGUAACUGUUUUCGCAAAUGGGCUCUAUGAAAAAACUAAUUCAGAAGUUUAUCAAGUUUGCGAGAAGAACGAUUUUGCUAUAGGAAUGGAAACAUUCGACGGAAAAGAUAAUUCUACUAUUUCAGUAGAUCUUAACAAGGGUGGUAUAUUUCUCGGUUGUGCCUUUGGUGCGGCUGCAAUGUAUAUUUGGGCUGUAGGUAUUUUUGCUGCUGGUCAGUCUUCUACAAUGACGGGAACAUAUGCAGGACAAUUUGCAAUGGAAGGUUUCUUAAACCUUCAGUGGGCUCGUUGGAAACGAGUUCUCUUCACGCGAAUGAUCGCUAUUGUUCCAACUUUUCUUGUUGCAUUUUUCAGUGACAUAGAUAAUCUAACUAGCAUGAACGAUAUCUUAAAUGCUAUCAUGACUCUUCAGUUACCUUUUGCAACUUUGCCAACUAUAGCGUUUACUAGUAGUACUCAAAUAAUGGGUGAUUUCCGAAACGGAUUAACUAAUAAAAUUAUUGCAACAAUAUUAUCUGCUCUUGUAAUAUCUAUAAAUAUAUAUUUUGUAAUAAAUGCUGUCCAAGAAGAGUUGCCACAUCACUGGGCAGUAAUACUUGCAAUUUCUAUAUAUUCUAUUUUGUAUCUUCUAUUUUGCGUUUAUCUGACAAUUCAUAUGGCUGUGAAUAUGGGUGCAACUUCUCUUGCUAACCAUUGGUUUGUAAAAAAAUAUAUUGGAAGUCCUGUAAGUACAACGCUUGGAUUAUCAAAUCCUGCAAUAUACGCGAGGUCGAAUCCGGCAUUUAGUAUCCAAGAAAAUUGGUCAGGGAGCUUUACUACAAUACCAGAAUAUUGAUGAAUUAUUGACACGAAUAAAAUACGGUAUAACAUCUUUUGUCAGUGUAAUAAAUUGAUUCAAAG